AUGGCAGGAAACUCCUUUGAUGAAUCUCCUCCCUCUACGAUCAAGGCUGUUUUGAAUACCUGCGUGCUCCCACCCCUAGAUGGCUCUAUUCCAUUUCCGCAAUUUGUGGACUAUCACCUGGAGAAAAGCCACAACCACCCCUUCUUCGAACUCGUAGGCACAGGUAACGAUGCUGACGAGACGAUUACCUGGGGCGAGGCCGCGCGUGCUACAUUAAGAUUGACGGCCAAAUUGAGAAAGCAGGUGCAUGUGACGGAGGAACAGCGGAAGGCAGGUGUUAUCAUUGCCAUAUUGGCGAACACGGAUUCUUUGGUAUAUUCCACCAUUGUUAUGGCGAUCAUGAGGGCUGGUUUCAUGGUAUUCCCACUGAGCACUCGCAAUUCUGUCCCAGCUUUGGAGCAUCUGCUCCAGAAAACUUCCUCCCUCUAUAUGUUCGGAUCUCUCCCAUCCCAAGGAACGCCUGCCACUGCGUUACAGGAAACGACCGCAACUUAUACCGACUUGUAUCCCCGUUUGAGCACUAAUCCGGCACUGCCGUACGAUGCGUUGCAAGAUGCGGUUCGAACUCCCGACCUUCCGCCGGUGCAAUCAUUCCCUGAAUACUCCUAUGUGGACCAGUAUAGCCCACUCGUUUAUCUUCAUUCAUCAGGAAGUACCACCUUCCCAAAGCCCAUCCCGAUGAACCACAGGUUCUGGAUGUCCGUCUGCAGGACUAUGAUGCAGGGUGGUUUCGAGACGAUGGGAACACGCUGGGGUCUCAUGAGUUUGCCCGUAUUCCAUGGCAUGGGUAUAUUCUUGAUAAUUGUUUCGGCUGCCGCUCACGGCACAAUUUCCGUCCUGUUCAAGCCGUCCAGCAUUCCAUCCAUACCCUCACCGGAGAAAGUUCUCGAGUGUUGUAUUCGUGGUAAGGUUGAUUAUUUAUUUACCGUGCCCAGCUUUUGCGUUGCCUGGUCGCACAACGAGGAAUCUGUUAAGUAUCUCGCCACGUUGAAGGGAGUAAUCGCUGGUGGUGGUCCUCUUGUGCCGGAGAUCGGCGACCGCCUCGUCCAAUCAGGGGUCAAUGUCUCUAUAGUAUACGGCACGACUGAAGUUGGCUUGAUCUUUCCUAUCAAUAUCAUCAAAGACGACCAGGCUGACUGGAAUUAUGGACAAAUAUACACUUCAAUGCGCGUCAAUCUUAUUCCUGAGGGUGAUAAUAUCGUGAGGGUCGUUGUUCUGGAUUCGGAUGCGCACCCGAUUGCAUUCUGUAAUCAACCCGAGAUAAAGGCCUUUGAUACGAACGAUUUGCUGGAGCAACAUCCCAAACGUAAGAAUCUGUGUGCUGACGAUCAAAUUAUGAUGUCAAAUGGGGAGAAGACGAACCCCGGCCCGAUGGAGAAUAUCAUUGGAGGAGAUCCAAACGUGAGAUCAUGUAUGACGUUUGGCAGGGGGCGCACACAAGUCGGCAUUGCAAUCGAGCCCGCUCAACCGAUUGACACCUCUAAUGAGGAAGAAGUCGCUAAAUUUCGCAAUCUCAUCUGGGUCAGCGUAGAAAAGGCAAACAAGCUCGCACCGCAGCACUCCAGGAUCUUCAAGGAAUUCAUACUUAUUAUCGAUCCGAGGAAGAAAACCUUUCUCAGGACUCCUAAGGGUAGUCUCUCAAGAAAUGCGUCUCUGAAGUUAUUCGCAGAGGAAAUAGAGGGGUUGUAUUCUGUGGCAGAACAGCCAACCAAGGCUGAGUGGGCCAAACCUCCUAAUGCUUGGGACGAGAGUGCCAUACAUGAGUUUGUUUCUCGUGUUGUGAAUGCUGUCAUCGGCCAGAAAAGACAACCUCCUUCGUCAAUUGCCGAGUCUCACGAUCUAUUUGAACAAGGGUGCGAUAGCUUACAAGCAACCUAUGUUCGUGCGGCCAUCACCAAUGCGCUCAGACACGCUUCUAAAUCCAGCGGAAAGUCAAAUAUCGCUGCCACUUCAGUACCACACAAUCUAGUCUAUAAGUUUCCAACUGUCAAAAGCCUUGUUGCGUACCUGACCAAGGCCAUCACUUCCACCGAGGGUGACGAUCUGCCUCAAAUGAACGACACUUCCGUGAUCGCACAUGACAUGUACUCCAUGAUCGACAAGUAUACGAAAGAUCUCCCACUGCAGCAGCCUGGUCCUCGCACGAUGUCCGGUGAAGUUGUCUUAUUGACUGGAUCGACCGGCGCCCUUGGAACAUACCUCCUUCAGCAGCUUUUGCUCGAUGAACGUAUCCAACGCGUGUACGCUAUCAAUCGCAUCAGCACCAACCAUGCUCUUCUCGCACGCCAGUCUGAAGCGUUCUCCGACAGGGGCGUGGACGUCAAGCUUUUGGAGUCCCCUAAGCUCAGGCUUAUUGAGACUGACGUUGGAGCUCCGAACCUUGGACUAAGUACGGAGCUAUCCAAUGAGAUCUGCGGCUGUCUGACGACAACCAUUCACAACGCUUGGCGUCUCGACUUCAACCUCUCCCUUUCAGCAUUUGAGCCUAAUGUGCGCUCUUCACGUGCUCUCGUCGACCUUGCCCUCCAGGCCCGCGGUGUGACACCGACCCAAUUCAUCUUCACCUCCUCGGUAGGCACGCUCACGCACUGGUCUGAAUCACGUCCUGUACCGGAAGAGCUAUUGCCCGAUCCGGCCAUCGCCACAGGCACGGGAUAUUCCGAAUCCAAAUGGGUUGUAGAACGUAUCAUUCUUGCGGCAGCUCAACAGCGUGGACUACGGGCUACAAUUUGGCGAGUUGGUCAGCUGGCCGGGAGUACCACGAACGGAGCAUGGAAUACGACCGACUGGCUUCCUCUGUUGGUGAAGAGUGGAGAGAAGCUAGGCGUUCUACCCGAGUUACGUGGUGUUCUGAGUUGGCUCCCAACAGACAAGGCUGCGCAAUCAAUAUUGGAUGCCAUGCAUUCCAGGGUUAAGGAUCCUGUAGGCGCAGCAGAGUAUCUUCACCUCGUACACCCGCAUCCCGUGUCCUCCGAAGUAGUGAUGCAGAGUAUCGCCUCUCAUCAAUCGUGCGAGCUCGUCCCAUUUUCUGAAUGGGUCCGCAAGCUCGAGCAGGCCGCAGAAGAUCACACGGCCGUGCACAACAACCCUGCGAUUAAGCUACUGGAAUUUUUCCGUGGUGUCGAGGCCAGCGAAGCCAGUCAGAUUCAACAUAGAGAUAGCGGAGAGAGUGGCGAACGUUACAAGGCGAGGGAAGCAAUUGGCUUGGCAGAUCUGGAGACUACGAAAGCAGAGGAGAAGAGCCAGACGCUAAGGGAGCUGAAGCCUUUGGGUGAAGCGGAUGUUCAGAAGUGGUUGCACUACUGGAAGAAUAAGGGCUUGUUGGUCUGA
Messenger RNA from Dacryopinax primogenitus, 3330 nucleotides. RefSeq names its product acetyl-CoA synthetase-like protein. Lineage: Eukaryota; Fungi; Basidiomycota; Dacrymycetes; Dacrymycetales; Dacrymycetaceae. The record is from RefSeq and is a predicted model, not a curated record. The transcript has 16 exons. Bases 1 to 3330 code for a protein of 1109 amino acids.